CAGACUUCCAUUAAAAAAAACUAAAUGGUGGAAGAAGGUGUUUGUCACACCGUGUAAACCCCCUCACACUCUCUCUGCCAAACUCUUUUGAUGCCUAUAAUUUUGGAGAAAAACAUCUUUGCUGCAGUUGUCGUCUCCAUUCAGUCUUCUCUCUCUGCCCAACUGUCAAAUUGGAAUUUGGCAACGUCUCAGCUGGCAGCACUGCCAACAAGACCACUUGUUUUGCCUGUUUUGUGCGAAAGUCUGUGAGGAAACUACAAAAACAAUUGAGAAAAUCCAUAACGAAAAAGAAACAACAAAAGAAAAAUGUGAAAAUUUGUUAAAAGAAAUCAUUUUAAGUUAUUAUUAUUCUUUGCACACACUCAUUCAUUAUUCUCUUCUUUUUUUAUAUAAAUAUGUACUUUGAAAAUAGCCAAAUAGCCUCUUGAUCUUGGUUAGUGUUUGUGCUCGUUCGGGCGUGUUUGUUCGUUCCGUCGGUUUAGUGAUGAUUAUAUAGCAUGUGUUGACGCCUAUAACAAAAGAACGCAGACAAAAAUAUCAAAAAAAAAAAAAAAACAAAAGAUAAUACGAAUAGCCUAGCAAAGUAUCAAUGCAAAAAUGUUUUUUUAAACAAUUUGGCCAGAAAUAACGGCAAUUUGCAACCACUUGUACAAGAUUGUCAACGAAUGCGUCAGUGACAACAAAGUCGGCGUCAGCAGCGGCGGAAGAGCUCUGAGCAGAAAAAACCUCAAGCAAAGUAUACGUUAACACAAAUGGCUAAAGGGGUGAUGUAGUUGGACAGUGCUAGACAAGCUUUGGUUGUUUUUUCAGAACUUUUCUCCUCUCACCCUUUUGUUUUUAUUUAACCAUAUCAUUUAAUGAAAUUAGCUCUUCUGUCACUGCUGUUUUAAUCAUGCCUGUGUGUGUUUGUGUGAAUGAGUGUGAACAUUUGUGUUUGAAUGAGAAGAUUUCAGCAAAAGCAAGUCAAUUAAAAUUAAACGCGCAAAAAUGUCAUCUUUGCAUAGUCCCCACUUGGCCUUUGCUGACAACCAGGAAAUUAUGCAAUUCUUAUCUUAAAAACAAACAACAAAAUAUGAUGUGAACAUACAAGAAAUAAAUACGCAAAACAAUAACAAAAAACAAAAUAUUAAGAAAUAAGCUCACAACAACAACGAAGACGACGAUAACAAUAUAUCACAACAAAAAAACAAACAACAAUUUCAAAUUAGAACAAAAAUUGAAAAAAAAACCACAACUUGCAAUUCUAUUCCUACGCCUCUUCAACAUCAUCAUUCAGAUAGACAAAGGACAAAUAAACCAAACAAACGAUACAGCGUUAAACGAAAAGCCCACAACAGCCAUCUAAAGCGCGUAACAAAGCAAAUCUGGAAAUCUCCACAUUUGCCAACUUGAAAUUGUUUGUUUUAUUGACACACCACCACACCAUUUCCACAAUUUCUCCGCUUUGUGUGAUUGAGUGUUUUGUGCGAUCUGUGCUACGCGUGUGUCUGAUAUCUCUUUGUUGUCCGGCUUGGAGCCCGUAGACUAAAAACGUGGUCAUACAUAGCACAACAGCUAAGGACAAUUUUUUGCCCAUCUACCCGCUACGCCUGCUGCCUGCGUGCGUGGUCAUCACAUUCAUAGCCAUUUAUAGCAUACUAUAUACACCACAACCAAGAUGGCGGGUCAUCACAAUGCAAAUCUUCUAAGUUCGGAUAUAUCACGUCGCAAUCCCCAGGAUGAGUACGAGUUGAUACAGAAAAUUGGAUCGGGAACAUAUGGCGAUGUUUAUAAGGCAAAGCGUAUACAGAGCAAUGAAUUGGCCGCCAUAAAAGUCAUUAAAUUGGAGCCUACCGAUGACAUACAAAUCAUCCAACAGGAGAUCAUAAUGAUGCGUGACUGCCGCCAUCCAAACAUAAUUGCCUAUUAUGGCUCCUACCUGCGUCGUGACAAAUUGUGGAUCUGCAUGGAAUAUUGUGGCGGUGGCAGUCUGCAGGACAUCUAUCAGGUGACGGGGCCAUUGAGUGAACAACAAAUUGCCUAUAUGUCCCGCGAAACACUAAAAGGACUCGAGUACCUGCAUUCCAUGGGUAAAAUGCAUCGAGAUAUAAAAGGAGCCAACAUACUGCUAACCGAAUAUGGUGAUGUCAAGUUGGCAGAUUUUGGUGUAUCAGCUCAAAUAACGGCGACAAUUAACAAAAGGAAAAGUUUUAUUGGUACGCCCUAUUGGAUGGCACCGGAAGUGGCUGCUGUUGAACGCAAGGGUGGCUAUAAUCAAUUAUGUGAUAUUUGGGCCUGUGGUAUUACAGCAAUUGAAUUGGCUGAACUACAACCUCCUAUGUUUGAUUUACAUCCAAUGCGUGCUUUGUUCCUGAUGUCAAAAAGUGGUUUCAAACCUCCAACUCUGAGUAAUAAAGAGAAAUGGAGUACUACAUUUCACAAUUUUGUAAAAACAGCUUUAACCAAGAAUCCUAAAAAACGUCCCACAGCCGAAAGACUACUACAGCAUCCGUUCGUUCAGGGUGAGAUGUCAGUGCGAGUGGCCAAAGAAUUGCUCAAAAAGUACAUGAAUCCAAAUCAACAGUUCUUUUACAAUUGGGAUGGCGAUGAAGAGACGGUUGCCAGGGUACCACAACGUAUUGCCAGCAAAAUGACAUCAAGGCCGAAUGGCAUAUCGCCACAAAACCAUACUUUAAAAACAGGCAUGACAUCAUCCAGUUCACCGUGGAGCAAUGAGCGUUCAUCUAGUCCUGAAACAUUGCCGAGUGACAUGAGUCUCUUACAAUAUAUUGAUGAGGAACUGAAACUAAGAGCCACUUUGCCAUUAACCGAUACCAAAGAUUUACUAAGCACUGAAUGCAAUUGUAGCCAUAAUGGUAGUGGUGGCGGUGGAGGCGGCGGCGGAGGGGGUGGUGGUGGAGGAGGUGGUGGUGGUGUUGGCAAUAGCAACCAUAACAUCACCUCAUCAUCCACAACAUCGAAUGGCACCUCAUCUUCGACGACAGCGGCGUCAACGAAUGCCACCAACUCCUCUGCCUCCUCCCCAUCUACGUCAGCGGCGGGCGCUUUGAUAACAUCAGCUUCAGCCACAAAUGGCAGUGCUGGGCCUUCAUCAUUGAGCUAUGGUGGUGUUGGCAUGGGCGGCGGUUAUUCCAAUUUAAGGACCACAGCAUUGGAUGCCAUCGAUCUCACCGAUAAUCAUUCAUCACUCUUUGCCCACUUUGAUAUGCUGCGGCAUGGCUACAUCAAUUACAACAAUCACAGUCGGCCCAUAUCGAUUCCAGCGUCAAAUGCCUCGGCCAUUGCUGCUGCGGCCACAGCAUCAUCGAAUGGCCAAAUGUCCACAUCGACCUCAAUCAAUACGACCAGUGACGUUGUCGCCUCUACUUCAGCAUCUGCAUCAGCAUCAGCAUCAUCAUCCGCCUCCGCCAAUAAUGCAUUGUCAUCAUCGCAGCAGCAACAGCAGCAGCAGCAUCAUCAUCAUCAUCAUCACCAUUCAGCGGCAACAACGAAUGAUCCACACCAGAUGGGCAACAACAGCAGCAGCAACACGAGCAGCAAUAAUUUGAUGAACUACAACAGCCAUCAUCACUGUGAUUAUCAUCAUGAAAAUAAUCAGAAUGGUUUAGAGGAUUCACCCAGACGACACAGUUCCAUGGAUCAACUACUGGGUCUGCUUAAUGACAUGGGCACAUCACCACGUACCAGAAGUCUUAGUGAUGGUGGUACACAGGAAGAUGAGGAUGACCUUGAAAAGGAAGCCCAACCCGAUUUAUUAAAUAAUACACCUCCUGUGCCUCCCAAACGCUCCCACAGACGACGUCACACACCCCCUCGCCCCAUAUCGAAUGGCCUGCCACCCACACCCAAAGUGCAUAUGGGUGCCUGCUUUUCAAAGAUAUUCAAUGGUUGUCCACUACGAGUCCACUGCACUGCCUCAUGGAUCCAUCCGGAGACGCGGGAUCAGCAUUUACUUAUUGGCGCCGAGGAGGGUAUCUUCAAUUUGAAUAUGAACGAAUUGCAUGAUGCUGCCAUAGAUCAAUUGUUCCCACGACGUACAACAUGGUUGUAUGUCAUCAAGGAUGUCCUUAUGAGUCUGUCGGGUAAAUCGUGUCAACUGUAUCGGCACGAUCUCAUUGCGCUGCACUCGAAGCAAACGCAUCGAUUUUCAAUGCACAUGAAUAAGAUACCCGAGAGGCUGGUGCCGCGCAAAUUCGCCCUUACCACCAAGGUACCGGACACCAAAGGUUGUACGCAAUGCUGUGUUACCCGCAACCCCUACAAUGGCUAUAAGUAUUUGUGUGGGGCCACGCCCAAUGGCAUCUUCCUAAUGCAAUGGUAUGAUCCCUUGAACAAAUUCAUGCUGCUGAAGCAAUGCGAGUGGCCGGCCACUAGCAUACUGGGAGGUGGCCAUGGCUGUGUGUUGAAUGGUCGUACCCCGGUAUUUGAAAUGAUCAUCACACCCGAACUGGAAUACCCCAUAGUGUGUACGGGAGUGCGAAAGGCAUUGAAUGGAUGUGUCAAGCUGGAACUCAUCAACAUGAACAGUGGUGCCAGUUGGUUCCAUUCGGAUGAUCUGGAAUACGAUGCUAUGGCUACAAUGGUACCCCGACGCGAACUACUCAAAGUGGUUAAAGUGCAUCAAGUGGAAAAGGAUGCGAUUAUUGUAUGUUAUGGAAAUGUGAUACAAGUGGUUACACUCCAAGGUAACCCAAAACAGCAUAAGAAAAUGGUCUCCCAGUUGAAUUUUGACUUCAAUGUGGAUAGUAUAGUUUGUUUACCCGAUAGUGUUUUAGCAUUCCACAAGCACGGCAUGCAGGGCAAGUCGCUGCGCAACGGUGAAAUAACGCAAGAAAUCAAGGAUAUGAGCCGUACAUAUCGUUUGCUGGGUAGUGAUAAAGUUGUGGCAUUAGAAAGUCAAUUGUUACGCACCGGAUCCCUGGGCAGUGAAGAGGGUCAUGAUCUUUACAUAUUAGCCGGUCAUGAGGCUAGUUAUUAAAUUAGAACAAACAAAAAUAGUUGUUCCAACAAAUGUAUGAUUAAAUUUGGUAUUACCCCCCCUCUCCCAACUAAAAUUGCUAAUAAGCAAAAAAAAACAUAGAAAUUCUAAAGGAAUGCAAAACCAAUUUCUUACAAGCAAAUGUUGAACAAAAAAAAAUAUUUUGAAAAUAGCAAUUCUGUAAAAAAAUCCAAAAGGAAUGCAAAUCCAAUUUCUUACAAGCAAAUGUUGAAGAAAAAAAAAAUAUUUUGAAAAUAGCAAUUCUGUAAAAAAAAGAAUAAAAGCAAAAAAGAUAACUAAAUGAAAGAGGCAAAAGAGUUUAUUAUUAUUUAUAACCAAAAACAUAAACUCACAAUUUAAAAAAACACACCUAAAAGCAAACAACAGCAACAGAAAAGAGAUAAAAUUAUGCUACAAAAAAACUACCAUUUAAUGUUAAUGAUAAAUUUAAUACAAAAAAAAACAAACAAAACAAAGGAAGAAUGAUUAGCAAGCAAAUUUAGCAUGUUUUGUAAAAUUCUAAGAAUAUUUUUCACAAAAACAUUAAAAAACCCACAUGUAACGAAAACUUUAUAACAAAGAAGCUGCAACCAUGCGGCUCCUGGUUGGCUACUACCCCGCUUGAAUUGGGGUAUUGGCCCAAGGAGCUGGGCAAGUGAGUUGAUUUAGAAGACUAGAAAUUCGAUAAUUAUUAUUUUAUUUUUAUUUUUAACGAUUUAUGUUAAAUGAGAAAAAAAACACACACACACACACACUACAAAAACAAUAAACAAUAUGUAACUUAUAUAACUAAAAAUAAAAAAAAAAACACACACACAAUGCUCUAAGUAAUAGAACCUAGUAUACCGAAUGCAAGCGAAACUGCAAACUACAAAACUAAACAACAAAUGCAACCACAGCAACAAGAAACACAUCCAUAAGAAAAAAUCGACUCUUAAUCUAACUCUGUGUAUAUUGAUUGUAUUAAAAUAAAGAAACAAACAAACAAAAAACAAUAACAAUAGCAUUAUGAAAAAUUUAUUAUAAUAACAAUAACAACCACUAUUAACUGUAUUAAUUUAAACAAACAUUAUUUGUAUUUUCUCUUUGUAUUUUUUACAAAACUAAUAUUUAGUACAGCAC
Stomoxys calcitrans (stable fly) is the source of this 6100-nucleotide messenger RNA. RefSeq names its product mitogen-activated protein kinase kinase kinase kinase 5 (gene hppy). The record is from RefSeq and is a predicted model, not a curated record. NCBI's taxonomy places the organism in Eukaryota, Metazoa, Arthropoda, Insecta, Diptera, Muscidae. The coding region runs from base 1658 to 4978 and encodes 1106 amino acids. Gene Ontology annotation, biological process: protein phosphorylation. Gene Ontology annotation, molecular function: MAP kinase kinase kinase kinase activity; ATP binding. The transcript has 15 exons.